AUUUUCCAGCUGGAGAAGGGGACCUAUUACCGUAAACAAGAUUUGAAGCAGGUAAUUAUGCUUCCGACCUCUCCGUUGACUUGCGAAAUUCAGGAGUUCAAUAGCGAGAAGGAUAGCUUUGAGUACCUCACAGAAAUCAAUCUGGUUGCGAUGAUGCCGGGUGAAUCUUUUAUGGCAUUUGGCACGAGUCCCUUUAACCCAGAGGAGGAUUACGAAAUCACCACCUUCUCUGCGAAUCACUUCACCAUCAAGUUCACAGAACGCAGUGGCAGCAAGUCAACGAUCUACGCGGCCACGCGUGUGAUCAUUCCCCCACCCCUCACGUUUAUGCAGAAGUACGGAAUGUCGUUACUGAUGGCAGGCUUAGUGAUUAUUCAGAUGGCUUUCAGAGGAUUUACGACUGGUUUUGCUCCGGAAGAGAAGCCAAAGCAGGAGUAAAUGGGUCAAUUC
This is a messenger RNA of Blastocystis hominis, 450 nucleotides long. RefSeq lists its product as hypothetical. The transcript has 3 exons. The record is from RefSeq and is a predicted model, not a curated record. Lineage: Eukaryota; Bigyra; Opalinata; Blastocystidae. The coding region runs from base 58 to 438 and encodes 126 amino acids.